Colletotrichum scovillei is the source of this 3666-nucleotide messenger RNA. RefSeq lists its product as uncharacterized. The record is from RefSeq and is a predicted model, not a curated record. Lineage: Eukaryota; Fungi; Ascomycota; Sordariomycetes; Glomerellales; Glomerellaceae. The transcript has 8 exons. Gene Ontology annotation, molecular function: protein binding. Bases 1 to 3666 code for a protein of 1221 amino acids.
AUGAGGCGCUUCUUCCGAAGAGACCGACGCAAAGACCGCGACAAAACCGAAGACCGGCCCCGUGAAGCCCCGCAAACGGAAAGCCCCACAAACCCGACCUCCGUGUCUCAACCGACUGCGUCGACGAACAAGCGACCCGGGGUUUCCCUCGCGGCAGUUGCAUCAAAUUCAGGCUCAUAUGCAGGUCAUCCGAUAGGCCUAAAAACCCUACACGAUCCGGCUGAGGGAGAGGCCGUGCUUGACAUCAUCUUCAUCCACGGGCUCAAAGGCCACCGCGAAAAGACUUGGACAGCCGAAAACGCCCCUGAGCCUUGGCCCAAGACUCUACUCAAGGAAGAGAUAUCGAAUGCUCGGGUUCUGGUAUAUGGCUACGACGCGAAUGUGGCCAGAGCCACCCAUAUUGUUUCAGCCAGUCGCAUCCGAGACCAUGCGGCGGAUUUAUUGUUGAGAAUCAGAAAUUUUCGACAUAGAACAGGCGGUGCUGCACGACCUAUCAUAUUUGUCUGUCAUAGUUUAGGUGGACUAGUCUGCCAAGCAGCUCUCUCCCGCGCCCAUAAACGAGAGGAGUUAGAAGAAGUCCUCGAAGCGACUCGGGGCAUACUCUUUCUCGGUACACCGCAUCACGGCUCAGACCUAGCUUCAUGGGCAGAACAACUUGCCAGGUGUGUCGGAAUUUUCAAACAAACAAACACCGCAAUCCUUAGUGUUCUGAGACCAGAGUCGGAAGUACUCGCUGAGAUCCAAGACGAUUUUCACAACAUUCUACAGUCAAAAACCACAGCGGGAUUCUGCACCAUCCAUAUUACCUGUUUUUUCGAAACCUUAUCACUGCCAGGAAUCGGAUUCGUCGUUCCCCAGCACUCAGCUACCAUGUCGGGCAAAACUGCUUUUGGGAUCGACGGAAACCACCAUACAAUGGCGAAGUUCAGUAGUCGCCAGGAUUCUGGGUUCAUUGAUAUCUGCGAUCAAAUCCGAAUCUGUAUAGAGAAUUUCGAUCGAAAAGCUCUUGUGGUUCCGAAGCAGCCAAUCGCGUGGCCUCGGGCAUCGCUAGAAUUGAUGGAUCCAGUACCAAGAAUGCCAACAGUUACGAAGGAGAAAACCAAAGCCAAAUUUCUUGUGCCAUAUGCGAAAAACAAGGACUUUGUUGGACGAACGGACAUCUUUGAACGUCUAAAAAGCCAGUUCUGUCACGGUUUCGGGGACGACGUUGAAAAUGCUAGAUUUCGCGUUUGUCUUCAUGGCCUUGGGGGAGUCGGAAAGACACAGGUCGCAAUUGCGUACACCUACUGGUUACGGAAAAGCCGUCCCAAUAUCUCGAUAUUCUGGAUACAUGCAAGUAAUGUAGAUCGAGUUCGGCAAGGCUUUUCCGAGAUUGCGGAAGUAUGCGAUAUUCCAAGGCGCAAUGACGACGACAUCAACGUGCUAGCGCUUGUGAAGCACUGGCUCGAGCGGCAGACAACAGACCGUUGGUUCUUGGUCAUCGACAAUGCCGACGAUACAAGCCUCUUCUUCGACGAAAAUUCCCCAACCGACUAUUUCGGAUCAUCUGGGACUCAUGUGGAGAAUACCGAAGGCAGCUUGGCCCGUUUCAUUCCCAACUACGGCAAUGGCUCGAUCCUCGUCACGACAAGGAACAAACAAGCUGGUACAAAACUAGUGCCUGGCUACCUUCCCAUUGAGGUUGGGCCAAUGAACAGGGAAGAGUCAUUCCAGAUGAUCCAGGAAAUGACUGGAGCCCCUGAUUUGUCAAUUGAGGCGGCAUUCGCUUUGUCGACACGCCUUGAACACUUGCCCCUCGCCAUCGCUCAAGCUGCAGCUUUUAUGCUGAAUAACUCCAUAAAUAUUGACCAAUAUCUCCAAAUUCUAAACAAAGAUAACGAAACUGAAGUUCAGUUACUGAGUAGAGAUUUCGAGGCAAUUGGCCGAGAUGCCACGGUCCCGCGGGCUGUGAUGGCCACGUGGGUGGUUUCAUUUGAGCAUAUCAAGGAGAAGAACUUGGUAGCUGCGGAGAUCAUCUCCCUGAUGGCUUUCUUUGAUCGCCAGUCAGUCCCAAGGAAGUUCAUCACAAUUUAUACUUCCUUGCAACAGAAGAAACAUCAAGUUGAACGUUACGAGAUCCCGCGCGGCGUCAAUUUGGUCACAGAAGAUCGUGACUCUGAUGAAGAGGAUGGCAAUCUCAAUGAGGGAAACUGCGACUUCAAGAACAGGUCCAUUGGCAAAGACAAUCACCAAAGUCGAGAAAUGUCGGAGCGAAAUGGAACAAACUCACUUCAUAUUGAGGAAGCCCUUGGGAUUCUUAAGGCCUUUUCGUUCAUCAAAGAAAGUAAGAACAAAACCUUGGAAGUGCACCGCCUCGUCCAAUUGGCAACCUCAGCAUGGCUCAGUCGAGAAAAAUUGGCGAGUCGAUUCAUUAGCAAAGCACUUGCAACCAUCGCCGAGUUCUUUUUAGGCUCAUCCAGAAGCCAAGCUAUGUUCUACCAAACUCUUCCUCAUUGCCAAGCUGUGCUGGCAGCGAAUGCCGAAAACACCGCCGUGAAUCAUCGCCUGACAUUCACGAUUAAAAUGGGCAUGUCAGAAGUGUACCGGUACCUUGGUCAAUUUGAGCUCUCACUCAACAUGAUGCGACGAGCUUUGGAUACAGAAGGACUCGACCCACACGACGAGUCCCGCAUUAAGACUGUUCAAUUCAGUGCGAUGACUCUGGAAUUUCUUGGCCGCAAAGAAGAAGCACUGCAGACUCUCGCUGAUUUGGUUGUGUCACAACCACGGGAUAGCGCGACAAUGCUUGUCACAGUCAAGCUCCUCACUCAACUAUAUCUAGACUUAGAGGAGUAUAGCAAGGCGAAAGAAUUACUGGUCAGCGCUAUUGAGAAGCUCGAGGAAAAGAAUUCUGCGUCCCUUGGAAACAAAGCAUGUUUUAGGGUUCUUUUGGCUGUGGCCUUGACGAAGUUGGGAUACACGCAAGAAGCAGAAAAAACGAUCAAUCAGGCGAUGAAGCUGGCGGAAGAGGCCUGCAGACCCACGAGUUCACCCUACGAAUCUCGACAAAUUAUGGAACUAGCAGAGAUACUUAUCUCUCACAACAAACUGCAAGAGGCAGAGCUAGUCUGUAACCAAGCUCUACUCGGAGCUUUCGACCGCGCCGUGACAACCCUUAUCGAAGCUCGAUUGAUGAGUAAGUUGGCAGAUGUCUUGAAAAGACAAGGUCGUAUUUCGAGAGCAGUUGAGGUUCAACACCGAACUGUUCUUUGUAUCAGGGCAUUCAAGGAGCUUGGCGAUAUGGAAGCCGAACAGACCAGUCAGUUGGCGCUGCUGCAACAAGAGACAGGGGAUCUUGAAUCAGCGGAAUCGAGCAUGGCGCGUGCACUUCAAUUGUAUCGAGACAUCUACGGCGACAUCGGGGAUAACGUACUUGAUUGUUUGUGUCACCUCGGAAUCAUCAAAUUCCAGCGGCAAAAGUCUGGAGAAGGACUUAGCAUCAUUGAGGAGGCCCAUCAGCGCAGCCUUCGAGAAUUUGGCCCUACAGCUCUGAUAACGAAACAAUGUGCUGAGGCUGCAGAAUCCUGCUCGAAUUACGGAAUGAUUCGGACCCUCCAACGGAGCAAAUGGCCCCCAAGAGGAAAAGUCGCCAGAUCACCACCAAGGAUCACGUCGAUGAAUCGCUGA